Amoebophrya sp. A120 is the source of this 1670-nucleotide messenger RNA. The record is from the annotation of a GenBank genome assembly. NCBI's taxonomy places the organism in Eukaryota, Dinophyceae, Syndiniales, Amoebophryaceae.
AGUAGUAGAGCAGCGACCUUGGCUAAAGUUUUUAUUUAGUUUUAUUGCCGACGGAGGGCUUCUGUGCCCGUCGCCGCGUUCAGAACAUCAAGGAUCCAUCACCAUGACGAAGCCGAAAACUGCAGCGCAGAUCCUCGCGAAAGAAAGGCGUUCCGCCCGGAGGUCGGAAAAAAUAAUCGAGAAGAGAUUCAAGAACAGGUUCGACGGAAUUAAUAUACGAUGUACUAAUGUGAUUGACUGUAGGAGACGAGGUACAACACGAUCCGCAGUCGUGGCCGCCUCGUUUGCACGCAAUUUGUCACACCGUUUCCCACUUCCAGCUGCCUCCUGACAGUGACAUGCUGAAGCUGCAAGGCUUGCCCACGCCACCCAGCACUACAGUCCGCAUCUCUUCCCUUCGAGCAUGACAAAGCUGAUUGCAUCCGAGAUUUCCGCUUUGAUAUGGGGAGGGGGAAUUUUUCUUCUUGAUAGUUCGCUUCGCAUCUUGCUGGGCAGGUCCUCGUAGUCCAGCAGUUCGCCGUCAACGGUGUCGGCUGGCUGUGUUCCGGGGCUGAUAGCUGCGUUCCACUCUUUGAUCGAAAUUGUCCCGUCGCGUGGGUCAGCAUCCAUCCACUCGAACAGCCCGUCCGUAUCCUGUGUAAAAAAAUCCCCACCCUUUCGUUGUAAAUGUAAUGCAAAUCAUCUCUCUGCUUCGUGAAAAUAUUUCGCACGCGGAGCCCCAUGAGAAGCACUGUCGCCGUCUCGUCGUGCUGCGGAAUUUGUCAAACUCCCAUCGGCGCGCUGCGCUAGCUCUGUGACGCUGCUGAAUUAGCUAAACAGGAUUACACUACGAGGCCACAUCUGUCAUGCCCAGCAGCCAAAGCUGCGUGUGAAGUUGUCUAGAAGAUUUCCCAUCUUGACUGUGGGGUGGUGGGGACCUUUUUACAUGGGAUAGCCCGCCCUGGUCUGGUACUCGUCUUGCUUCGAUUGCGAAAGAUUGUCCCAAGUACUCUGACUCUCCGCCCCUCCUAGCCAUUUCGCAACAUCGUCUUGCGUGAGGGCAUCCCUGCUACCGCUACCCCCACCAUUUCCCUCCCCCGCCGGUUUGAUGUCCGUAAAGCUCUCUAUCGCUGUGGGGUCCCGAUCGAAAUCGUCCGCCAGCUUCUCGCGCAAAAUUUCCCAGCCGUAGUGGUCGGAGAAAAUAAUCGCGAAGAGAUUCAAGAACAGGUGAGCAGCAAGAAAAAACGGAGAUUCAAGAACAGGGGCCGUUUUUUCUAGCUGCCCACUGUGCAUCAAGAUAGGGUCGGCCAAACGGCCGACCCCCAUCUUGUAAAGAUAUAUAAUUGUGAUCUUGCUCGUUGAAAAAAUCAAUAUAAUUCGAUUACUAGGCCCGGCGCGGAUCUUUUUGCAAAAUAAUCACCUUCUCCUGUAUUAUGUUUUCUUCCAGUUGCAUGCACAUAGAACGCCAGCAUCAGUGGUCUUCCUAUCAUUGUUCUUAGAUCACAGACACAUUGGUCCACCUGAGAAUUCUUGUGUUUUUUGUGUAGUGUUUUUUCUGCAUCCAAGUUGUACUUCUGCUUCUCAACAACGUAUCAUUUAUAUUUUGUUCUAACUAUAGUACGAAAUUUUUAAUAUUAGUGUAUCCAUCAAGAUCAACAGCACGUCCGCUUCAUGGAACUACUCGAGAGGAG